Trichoderma aggressivum f. europaeum is the source of this 1419-nucleotide messenger RNA. RefSeq lists its product as uncharacterized. Gene Ontology annotation, biological process: amino acid transmembrane transport. The record is from RefSeq and is a predicted model, not a curated record. The transcript has 2 exons. Gene Ontology annotation, molecular function: L-amino acid transmembrane transporter activity. NCBI's taxonomy places the organism in Eukaryota, Fungi, Ascomycota, Sordariomycetes, Hypocreales, Hypocreaceae. Bases 1 to 1419 code for a protein of 472 amino acids.
AUGUCUGAUACGUCCAUUACUUCGCCGUCGGACUCUGAGAAGCCGCGCUACGACAACAAGAAGAUCGCCAACCCCCACCUGUCCGAUGAAGCGGCCGGUGAGACGGGCGAGGAGUUCCGCGAAGAUGCCGAACGAGCCAUCGCGGCGGCGGGCGAGCACAAGUUCAACCGUCUAGGAUGGAAGCGUCUCACCGUCGUCCUCAUCGUUGAGGCUAUUGCUCUCGGUAGUUUGUCUCUGCCCAACGCCUUUGCUACUCUCGGCAUGGUGGCUGGCACCAUCUGCUCCGUUGGUCUUGGUCUUCUUGCCAUCUACACGAGCGAUCUCGUCGGCAUGGUCAAGAUCAAGUUCCCCGAGGUUGCCCACUAUGCCGAUGCCGCCAGAUUGGUCGCUGGCAAGUUUGGAUACGAGCUCGUUGGAGCCAUGUUUGCCCUCCAGUUGGUUCUGCUCAUCGGAUCUCACUGCUUGACCGGUGCCAUUGCCCUGCUCAACAUCUCCGACAACGCCAUCUGCUCUCUGGGCUUUGCGGCAAUCUCUGCCAUCAUCCUCUGGCUUUUGGCGCUUCCUCCCAGUUUCACCGAGCUGGCCAUCCUGGGUUACAUUGAUUUCGCUUCCAUCAUCAUUGCCAUUGGUAUCACCAUGAUUGCUACCGGUAUCAAGGCUAGCCACGAUGGUGGGCUGUCGGCGGUGCCCUGGUCUGCCUGGCCAAAGGAGGACCUGACCUUUGUCGAUGCCUUCAUUGCCAUUACCAACAUCGUCUUUGCCUACAGCUUUUCCAUCUGCCAGUUCUCCUUCAUGGACGAGAUGCACACCCCCAAGGACUACAAAAAGUCCAUCUGGGCUCUUGGCCUCAUCGAGAUUGCUAUUUACACCAUCACCGGUGCGGUCAUCUAUGCCUUUGUCGGACCGGACGUCAAGUCCCCCGCCCUGCUCUCCGCUGGCCCUCUGAUCUCCAAGGUUGCUUUUGGUAUUGGCUUGCCCGUCAUCUUCAUCUCGGGAUCCAUCAACGGCACCGUCGUCGGACGCUUCAUCUUCUCGCGCGCCUUCAAGGACUCCAUCAUCCGAUACAUCAACACUCCCAGGGCGUACAUCAUCUGGGCCAGCAUGCUCGCUGUCUUGACCAUUAUCGCGUGGGUCAUUGCUGAGGCCAUUCCCUUCUUCUCCGAUCUUCUCGCCAUCUCGUCCUCUCUCUUCAUCUCCGGCUUCACCUACUACUUCCCUGCCAUCUUCUGGUUCGUGCUCCUCAAAGAGGGCAGCAUGUUUGAGAGGAAGAACAUUGUCCACUUCAUUUUGAGCAGCCUUUCCAUGGUUGUUGGGCUUGUUGUGCUGGUGGCGGGUACAUAUGCCAGUGCUGUUGACAUUAAAAACCAAUACCGCGAUGGAACCGUUCGAUCACCUUUCACUUGCGCGCCUUUGGCAUAA